This is a messenger RNA of Gossypium raimondii (Peruvian cotton), 4131 nucleotides long. RefSeq names its product histidine kinase 3. The transcript is spliced from 11 exons. NCBI's taxonomy places the organism in Eukaryota, Viridiplantae, Streptophyta, Magnoliopsida, Malvales, Malvaceae. The coding region runs from base 499 to 3585 and encodes 1028 amino acids. Gene Ontology annotation, molecular function: phosphorelay sensor kinase activity. The record is from RefSeq and is a predicted model, not a curated record. Gene Ontology annotation, biological process: phosphorelay signal transduction system; phosphorylation.
UUUGUUAUCAUAAAGUACAGCCAAUCCGAGAAUAGAUCUCAUCUGUUAUAUUAUUUUAUAUUUAAAGACAAAAAUUAAUAAGAUAUACUGGUAGUACCGGUACUACAGUGUUGUAGUAGUAUAAUAUAUAAUUUGUGUUUGGAAUUAGAAACUCAGAAUCUUGAGGGGGGUUUUGAUUCUUUUUUGUGGUUACUGUGAAAAUUUUUCCUUUUUAUCUUCCUCAAUUCUGGGUUUUCUAUUUUGCCAUCCUCAGUUAGAAAGCUAUAUUGCUGGAUAAGAUAAGCAUCUUUUUUUCUUUCCCUCACGGUCCAAGGCCUUACAGUCCGUCACAUAGUAAAUUUGGAGUUUGCUGGGAGAGGGUUCUUCUUAUCCCAAGGUUCUUAAUUUUCUGUUGAUGCAGAAUUUUACUACACAGUUUCUAUAGAUUUGACAGUGGGUCUCUGUCUUUAGCUGGAAUUAAGAAGGAAGUGAGACCCACAAUUGGUCACUGUUUCUUGGAUGAGUUUGCUCCAUGUAUUUGGGUUUGGUUUAAAGGUGGGGCAUCUGCUUUGGAUGUUAUGUUGCUGGGUAGCAUCUAUGAUUUCCGUGAACUGGUUCAUUAAUGGUGAUUUUAAGGGCGCUGAGGCAGUUCUCCUUGGUCAUAGUGGUAGCAAGAUGUGGUUGAAAUGCUGGGACAAGUUCUCAAACUAUAGCUUCAACAUCCACCAUCAAUAUUAUCAGUAUGUGGGUUCCAAGAGAAUUAGCAAGACUUGGUGGAGAAAGCUCUUGUUUUCAUGGAUAAUUGGUUGGAUUUUGGCUUCUAUUUCUAUAUUCUAUUAUAUGAGCUUUCAAGCUACCGAAAAGAGGAUGGAGACAUUGACUAGCAUGUGUGAUGAGAGAGCUAGGAUGCUGCAGGAUCAGUUUAAUGUAAGCAUGAACCAUAUCCAGGCCAUCUCCAUUUUGAUCUCAACUUUCCACCAUGGCAAAACCCCCUCGGCUAUUGAUCAGAGGACUUUUGCGAGGUAUACGGAACGAACUGCUUUUGAGAGACCUCUUACAAGUGGUGUGGCUUAUGCUGUAAGGGUGCUCCACUCGGAAAGGGAACAAUUUGAGAAGCAACAGGGCUGGACUAUUAAGAGGAUGGAUACCCUUGAACAAAACCCAGUUCAUAAGGAUGACUACAAUCCUGACCUCUUAGAACCAUCGCCAAUUCAGGAAGAAUAUGCUCCUGUUGUCUUUGCGCAGGAUAUCGUAUCACAUGUGGUUUCUAUUGAUAUGCUGUCAGGACAGGAGGAUAGCAAGAAUGUAUUGUGUGCAAGAAAAUCAGGAAAAGGGGUGCUAACAGCUCCAUUUAGGCUACUCAAAACAAAUCGUCUUGGAGUUAUUUUGACAUUUGCGGUCUACAAGAGGGAUCUGCCGUUGAAUGCAACUCCUACUGAGAGGAUUCAAGCUACUGACGGGUAUCUUGGUGGAGUGUUUGAUAUUGAGUCACUUGUGGAGAAGUUGCUACAACAGCUUGCAAGUAAACAAACAAUCCUUGUGAAUGUGCUGGAUACAACUAAUCAGUCGUACCCUAUCAGCAUGUAUGGCUUGAACGCAUCAAAUGACGGGUUGGAGCAUGUCAGCCUCCUUAAUUUUGGAGAUCCAUUCAGAAAGCAUGAGAUGCGCUGCAGGUUUAAGCAAAAGCCACCAUGGCCAUGGUUAGGAAUAACCACUUCAAUUGGCAUCCUUGUGAUUGCAUUACUUGUUGGGCAUAUAUUCCAUGCAACAGUAAAUCGAAUUGCCAAGGUGGAAGAUGACUGCCAUAAGAUGAUGGAGCUUAAAAAGCAGGCCGAGGCAGCUGAUGUUGCCAAAUCUCAGUUCCUUGCAACUGUUUCCCAUGAGAUCAGAACCCCAAUGAAUGGUGUUCUAGGAAUGUUGCAUAUGCUUAUGGACACAGAUUUAGAUGUUACACAACUAGAUUAUGUUAGAACUGCUCAAGCUAGCGGAAAGGCUCUGGUUGCACUUAUAAAUGAGGUCUUAGAUCAGGCUAAAAUCGAAUCUGGUAAGCUAGAACUUGAGGAAGUGCAGUUUGAUCUACGAGCAAUCUUGGAUGAUGUGUUGUCACUCUUUUCUGGGAAGUCUCAGGACAAAGGAGUAGAGCUGGCGGUUUACAUUUCUGAUCAAGUGCCUCAGAUGCUAAUUGGUGAUCCUGGGAGAUUCAGACAAAUCAUUAUCAAUCUCAUGGGAAACUCGAUUAAAUUCACAGAGAAAGGACACAUCCUUGUUACAGUUCAUCUUGUGGAAGAGGUGAUUGAUUCAAUAGAAGUUGAGACAGAAUCUUCAUCAGAGAACACCUUGAGUGGUUUUCCUGUUGCAGAUAGACGCCAGAGCUGGAAAGGGUUUAGAACUUUCAGUCAAGAAGGAUUCAUACAUCCUUUCUCUCACAGCAUUAAUCUUAUCGUGUCAGUUGAAGAUACAGGAGAAGGAAUCCCUUUAGAAGCACAGUCUCGUGUUUUCACCCCUUUUAUGCAAGUGGGCCCUUCUAUUUCUCGAACACAUGGGGGCACAGGUAUUGGACUAAGCAUAAGCAAGUGUUUGGUUAAUCUGAUGAAAGGAGAAAUCGGUUUUGCUAGCAUUCCUAAGAUUGGAUCGACCUUUACAUUUACUGCUAUUUUCACCAGUGGCUCCUCUAGUUCAAAGAAGUACAAGAGCCAGCAAAUCAACAAAAUGUCUAACUCUGUUUCCUCCGAGUUUUAUGGGAUGAGAGCAUUGGUUAUGGAUCCUCGACCUGUUAGGGCCAAGGUGUCAAAAUAUCAAAUCCGACGGCUAGGAAUCCAUGUUGAAGUGGUUUCUCAAUGGAAACAAGGUUUAUCCAGCAUAUGCAGGGGGAGUAAUGCUAUAAACAUGGUUAUCGUUGAACAGGAAGUUUGGGAUAAGUAUCUAAACAAUUCAACUCUCUUUUUCGAUACCUUGGAGAAAAUAGAUUAUGGUACUCCUCCAAAGGUUUUCCUCUUGUCUAAUUCUAUAAGUUCUUCCGGAGCAAAUAUUAGUACUGGUGUUUGUAACAUGACUGUCAUCCCAAAACCCUUGAGGUCUAGCAUGUUAGCAGCAGCUCUACAACGCACCAUGGGUGUUGGGAACAAAGGGAAUCCCUGUAAUGGGCAGUUAAAUAGCUUGUCUCUUCGAAAUCUUCUUCUUGGGAGAAAAAUUCUAAUCGUAGAUGACAACAAUGUGAAUCUAAAAGUAGCUGCUGGUGCAAUGAAGAAAUACGGAGCAGAUGUGGUUAGUGCUACAAGAGGAAUAGAAGCUAUUGAGCUGCUCACACCACCUCACCAGUUUGAUGCCUGUUUCAUGGAUAUCCAAAUGCCGGAAAUGGAUGGGUUUGAAGCUACAAGGAGAAUUCGGGAUAUGGAACAUAAUAUCAAUAAUCGUAUUCACCAUGGCGAAUUAUCAGUGGAAGCUUAUAACAACGUUUCAAACUGGCAUGUAUCCAUUUUGGCUAUGACUGCAGAUGUUAUCCAAGCUACACGUGAGGAAUGUCUGCGGUGUGGAAUGGAUGGAUACGUGUCAAAACCAUUUGAAGCUGAACAAUUAUACCGGGAAGUUUCACGUUUUUUCCAAUAGGCAUGGGAGCACAAUCUGUUGGAAACACUUGUGCAUAUGACAGGCCAAUGGCAUCAGUAGGAAUGCUUGUACUCUAGCAUACUCAGGAUAUUUGAUUCUUUCACGAAGAAUCGUCUGUUUCAUAGCAGGAGUGUAAAUAGAAUGAUGCAUGUAUCAAAAGCCUGUCGAUUUUCUUUUCUUUGUGAAUUGGGAUUUCUGUGCAGUUAAAGAACUUUUUGAUAUAUAACUUUAGGGUUAAAUAAAAGGAAAACAAAUUACGCAUUGGAAAGGGAUGGAAGAAAUUGCUUCCUCUUAGUGUGACAGACAAAUUCUUAGUUCAAAAGCUUGAAGAUUUGCUUGCUUUCACGGCAACAGAAGGGGAGAUUGUACCUUUGUAUAUGUUUGCUGUAAUAAAAAUAGGCUUUAUUUUGUUUUAACAAUGUUAUUUCGUACAGUGACAACAAUACUCUCAUGAGCCAUCUAAAUUUCCUUUUUUUAUUUUAUAUAAUUAAGGCAAGUAAUUAUUAUUUAAGUAAUAUAUAUAAAAUAUUCUAAAAAUCUUUAAAA